CGCACCUACCCCGGGCCAGGGUAACCUGUGGGGAGUCCUGGGGUUCUGAGGGGCUAGGGAACGGCCAGGGCCGGCUCGAGGGUCUUUCCGGGGGACCAGGCUGCUGAGGCGCCUGCAUGCGGCCCUAGGGACCUGAGGGGGCAUUGAGGAGCAUGUAGGUCUGAAGGGAAACCAGGGGCUCCUGCCUGUGAUGGGGCCCUGCGGGAACUGGGGAUGCUCAGGGGUCGCGGAGGCAGAGAGGGCCUGAGCAGGGGCCAAGCGCAGUCUUGAGGUUGUUAAGGCUCUCCUGGGGACUCUGAGGAGGAGACUGAGGGGAGCUUGGAGGGGCUGAGGCACAAGGCUUCCUGGGGGAGUGCUGAAAGACCCUCAGGUGUCUAAAGGUGGUCCUGGUUCUGAAGGCAAACCUGGGAGGGAUGAGGGCUGUGGGAGGCUAGGGAUAGGGGGCUCAAAUGAACCUGAAGGCCUGAAAGAGGCCUAAGGGGCCUGGGAGAACCUGAGAGAGGCUGAGGGGUCCUGGGGGUCCCAGUGAGUCCUUAUGGGCAGGGAGGGGUCUGAGGGACCUGGGGGAUUGCAGGGGUUCUGAGAGGCUAGAGUGGGUCUUUGAGAGCCUGAGGAUGGUGAGAGAGCCCUGAGGUUCUAAAGAAAAUACAGGGAGGAUCUAUCCUUGGGGCUUCUCCCUACCAUCCCCGUGGGAUCAGAUUCCCCCUCCUCAGGCUAAAGAACUUGAGGCAAUGUCUGCCCCUCAGACCAAGGAGCCAGAACUCACCCCCACUUUGGUCAGAGGGAGGCCCUCUUUCCCUUUGGCUAAGUCCUGAGACUGGUUGCUUGAACACCAGAUUGGCAUAAAGAGUGUAGGUCUUUGUAUGUGUUGUUCUGAGUUCUCCGAGGGGAAGAACACCUGCUUUAGGGAGCACGCCCUCCCUCCUCCUUCCCAUUGUAGAACGCCAGCGUGGCCCAGACCCACCCCUCUCAGCCUCCCAGCACAGCCCGCCACCCUUGGAUGGCCAAGGAGGAAAUUUGCCUGGCCGACAAGAACGGAGCCCUCAAGUGCACCUUCUCAGCCCCCAGCCACAGCACCAGCCUCCUGCAGGGCCUGGCCGCUCUCCGCGCCCAGGGCCAGCUCCUGGACGUUGUGCUCACCAUAAACAGAGAGACCUUCCCCGCACACAAGGUUGUCCUGGCCGCCUGCAGCGACUACUUCAGGGCCAUGUUCACGGGUGGUAUGAGGGAAGCGAGCCAGGACAUCAUCGAGCUGAAGGGUGUGUCAGCCCGUGGCCUGCGGCACAUCAUUGACUUCGCCUACAGUGCCGAGGUGACUCUGGACCUGGACUGCGUGCAGGACGUGCUGGGCGCUGCGGUGUUCCUGCAGAUGCUGCCCGUGGUGGAGCUGUGUGAGGAGUUCCUCAAGGCUGCCAUGAGCGUGGAGACCUGCCUCAACAUCGGCCACAUGGCCACCACCUUCAGCCUGGCCUCACUCAAGGAGUCGGUGGACGCCUUCACUUUCCGGCACUUCCUACAGAUCGCCGAGGAGGAGGACUUCCUGCACCUGCCACUGGAGCGCCUCGUCUUCUUCCUGCAGAGCAACCGGCUGCAGAGCUGCGCCGAGAUCGACCUGUUCCGUGCUGCCGUCCGCUGGCUGCAGCACGACCCGGCCCGGCGGCCGCGCGCCAGCCACGUGCUCUGCCACAUCCGCUUCCCACUCAUGCGGUCGUCGGACCUGGUGGAUAGUGUGCAGACGCUGGACAUCAUGGUGGAGGACGUGCUCUGUCGCCAGUAUCUGCUGGAGGCCUUCAACUACCAGGUGCUACCCUUCCGGCAGCAUGAAAUGCAGUCUCCGCGCACGGUUGUGCGCUCGGAUGUGCCCUCGCUGGUUGCCUUUGGCGGCACGCCCUACACUGACAGCGACCGCUCUGUCAGCAGCAAGGUGUACCAGCUGCCUGAGCCCGGUGCUCGCCACUUCCGCGAGCUCACGGAGAUGGAGGUGGGCUGCAGCCACACAUGCGUGGCCGUGCUGGACAACUUCGUAUAUGUGGCUGGGGGCCAACACCUGCAGUAUCGCAGCGGCGAGGGUGCAGUGGACGCCUGCUACCGUUACGACCCCCACCUGAACCGCUGGCUGCGCCUGCAGGCCAUGCAGGAAAGCCGCAUCCAGUUCCAGCUGAAUGUGCUGUGUGGCAUGGUGUAUGCCACGGGCGGGCGCAACCGAGCUGGCAGCCUGGCCUCGGUCGAGAGGUACUGUCCACGGCGCAACGAGUGGGGCUAUGCCUGCUCACUAAAGCGCCGCACCUGGGGCCACGCGGGCGCCGCUGCCGGGGGCCGCCUCUACAUCUCAGGUGGCUAUGGCAUCUCGGUGGAGGAUAAGAAGGCCCUGCACUGCUAUGACCCGGUGGCCGACCAGUGGGAGUUCAAGGCGCCCAUGAGCGAGCCCCGUGUGCUCCAUGCCAUGGUGGGCGCCGCUGGCCGCAUCUACGCCCUUGGGGGUCGCAUGGACCACGUUGACCGCUGCUUCGAUGUGCUGGCCGUGGAGUACUACAUGCCUGAGACGGACCAGUGGACCAGUGUGAGCCCCAUGCGGGCUGGCCAGUCAGAGGCUGGCUGCUGCCUGCUGGACAGGAAGAUCUACAUCGUUGGGGGCUACAACUGGCGCCUCAACAACGUGACAGGCAUUGUGCAGGUCUACAACACUGAGACAGAUGAGUGGGAGCGCGACCUGCACUUCCCGGAGUCCUUUGCAGGCAUCGCCUGUGCCCCCGUCCUGCUGCCUCGGGCGGGGACCAGGAGGUAGCUCCCGGGGCCCCUGGCAUGGCCUCUGCUGUCUCUGCGAGAGGCUUAAUGAGCACAUGUCUGGGCGAGAACCAUGGAUGUCUUCUCCCCCGGGUUGGCCUCGUGGGGCCUGCCUGUUGAUAAGGUCCCUCUUUCCUUCCUGAAGCAGAUCUUGGCUCAGUGCCCGCUGAGGCUGUCUGCCAGCAAUGAGGCCAGUGUGUUGUGGCAGCAAAUUCGCACCCGAGGCGGUUUCCUGGCUGUGCGUUGUCCUUGCUCCUGGGGAAAUUGGGGCUCCUUAGGGUGGUGUUAUGUGGCUUUGCCCCGCUUCUCUCCCCUCCCACAGCCUGGCUGUCUUAGACAUUCAGAUGUGAGCUCAUUAACACGACCUCAAAUCCGUGGUAUGCAACUCGCCUCACUCCAGGUUUAUGCGCCUGUAUUUUUUCAAAUAAACGCACCCCAAAUCUCUGUAACAUAUGGACCUCUGGGAGUGGAGAGGGGGCUCAGAAGCUCCCACGUGCUCCAUAAGCCUGAGCUGCUGGGGUGAGAGGGGCCCCAGAAGAGGGUCCGCACGCUUCUCCAUUUCUAUCCUUGGUCCUCACACCUUCAGGAUGUUCCCUUGUCUACUUUCAGGAGCAAAAACACAGCCAGCUCUCAGCUGACAGGCCCCGGGCCUUCCAUUUGGCACUGGGCGUCUCAUGGGCCCUUCAUGAAGACUGGGCCAAUGCCCCUGUCCCUGUCCCUGGGCCACAGUUGAAGGGGAUGCCAGCUUCAGAAUCUCGCAGUGCAUCUGCAUUCCACAGGUCUGUCCAGUGACUUUUAUUUCUUGCCAUCUGUGCAGCCCUCUGUUCCCCCAUCACCCUGUGUUCAGGUUGACGAGCCACUGGGCCUGUGCCCACCCGGCGUGGGAAGUCAGGCGGGCCGUGAGGCCUCUCACUUCAAGGGCUUCAAGGCAUUUCCAGCUCCAUUUGUUUUGGUUCUGUUUUGCUUUUUUUUAAGAGGCCAGCACCACUAUCUUAUAGAUGGGAUUUGUACCCUUGGGACAACUUAAAGUGUCUCUUCUGCUGCUAAUGGACGAUUGAUGUCGUGUCUCUGUGACCCACUUGCCGUGUAAAGAAUUAACCUCGUACCUUAGCAGACGUCGUCUCCUAAUAUUUUCUUUUUAUUUAAUAAAAAUAUUAUGGUGAAAAGAUGAA
Molecule: messenger RNA, 3956 nt
Organism: Equus caballus (horse)
Lineage: Eukaryota; Metazoa; Chordata; Mammalia; Perissodactyla; Equidae
Source: RefSeq, a predicted model, not a curated record